Messenger RNA from Lycium ferocissimum, 693 nucleotides. RefSeq lists its product as uncharacterized. The coding region runs from base 1 to 693 and encodes 230 amino acids. The transcript has a single exon. The record is from RefSeq and is a predicted model, not a curated record. NCBI's taxonomy places the organism in Eukaryota, Viridiplantae, Streptophyta, Magnoliopsida, Solanales, Solanaceae.
AUGGCUGAACAGUUUAUACAUGGAAUAGUCAGUGUGAGAACAUUGAAUAUGAAGUUUGCAUUCAUUGCUGUAUAUGGGCUCCAUACCACAGAGGCUAGGAGAACCUUAUGGGUUGAUCUCACUCAGAUACAAUCUACAAUGCAAGCUCCUUGGCUAGCAAUAGGAGACUAUAAUGCUAUCCUAUCUGAAGAUGAUAGACAAAUUGGAAGUCCUGUACAAAAGGUUGAAGUUAGAGAUUUUAGUAAUUUCUUAGAUGACACUGGGUUGACAAUAAUAAGAGCCACUGGUAGAGAUUAUACUUGGACAAAUGGACACACAUAUAGAACACUGGAUAGGGGACUAGUUAAUGCAGAAUGGAUGUUGCAACUGCAUCACGUGGAAAUCUUGAUUAUGGAACCUGGUUGCUCAGAUCAUGCUCCCCUAAGUAUCAUAUGUGUGGAAGAGGAGGAGACCAAGCCUAAACCUUUCAGAUUCUUGAACCAUCUAGCAGGGCAUACUGAUUUCUUGGCUAUAGUGCAUGAUAUAUGGGGUGAAGAAUCCGCUACCUAUAAUAUGAAGACAGUUUGGCAUAAAAUGAAAUUUAUAAAGCAAGGAAUGAAACAACUUAACUCAACUCAUUAUGUGGAGGGGGAGGGGUUGAAGGAAAGAUCAAGCACUACAGAGAGAAACUUCAACACAUACAAGAGCACAUGA